This is a messenger RNA of Eimeria maxima, 10176 nucleotides long. RefSeq lists its product as hypothetical. The transcript is spliced from 6 exons. The record is from RefSeq and is a predicted model, not a curated record. The coding region runs from base 1 to 10176 and encodes 3391 amino acids. Lineage: Eukaryota; Apicomplexa; Conoidasida; Eucoccidiorida; Eimeriidae.
AUGGGGCCACCCUGGCCCACGGAUGGGCAUCCCCCCCAUGUUGCCGCUGCUACAGAAGCAGCAGCAGGUGUUGCUUCCCAUUCCUACCUCGAUAGCGGCGAUGAGGAGGAGCAGCAACUUGCUGCUGCAGUGCAGCAAGUUGAGAGGCCUCUCCCAGUAGACUGUGGCAUAUCAACUCCGAGCAGCACUCCCCGCACGGAACGCCGCAGCAGCACAGGCCUUUCUGCUGAUGUUGCUACUGCCGCUGCUGAUAAACACGACAGUGAAUCUGCCGCUGUUUUUACAGGUGCCCCUCCCCAGCUUCCGCUCCAUUUAACGCCGCAGCAGUCGCAACAACAGCAACAACAGCUACAGCAGAAGCAUCCAAUACAGCCACAACAGCAAUGGCCACAAGAAGUGCUGCUAUACAAUCAUGGCAAGCAGAAUCAGCAACAGCAGGGGCAACAGCAGCCCAAACUGGAUCUUAUUCUGGUGCAACCGCCACGCGUUGAACAAGAUGCAGCGGCAGCAGGUACUCCUGCUGUCGUUGCAGCGUCGGGUAGCCAUGCGGACAUGAAGGAUGCGGCAACAACAGCCGCAGUUGCAGGAAACGCUGCAACGGCUGUUGGUGCCGCCAGUGCAGGAGUAGUGAAUGACCCCGGCGGGCUGAAGGAGCAGAUGGCACUGCUGCAGGUUGCAGCUGCAGCAAAAGAUGCUGCACUCAACUUCGAGAGAGAGCAGCGGCAGCAGCUGCAGAUGGAGCUAGCUGAGGCGCGAAGGGAACUACUGCAACUGCGUCAGCAACACGAACAACAGCAGCAGCAGCAGCAGUUCCUGUUACCACAUCUAGGCGUUGGCGUGGAUGUGCAGCAAACGCAAACCCACAGGCUGCAGCAGCAGUUGCUGCAAAAGGACCAGCAGCUCAGGGGCCUUGCUACCGCACUCGACAGCUUCAGGGCGCAGAGCAGAGCGGCAGCAGCAGCCCUGCAACAGCAGCUGCAGCAGGCGUUUGCACGGAUGGCUGAGGCAGAAGCGGAAGCGACGGAGAGCCAGCGACAGACGCAGGUGCUGCAACAGCUGGCUUCUUCCUUACAGCAGCAGCUCGCAGAGCUGCAGCAGCAGCACGCUGCUGCUACUGAGGUGCGAAGUACCCUGCAGCAAUCUCUGCAACAGCAACAGCAGAGCAACGUGCGGCUGCAGCAGCAGCUCGCGCAGCAGCAGCGCAUUCGUCACGAGGUGCAGCAGCAACUGGAGGAGCAACGGCAACAAGUCGAUCUGCUCCAGCAGCGAAAUGAGGAACUUCAGGAAGAAGCAGCAGAGUAUCGCCGCAACGCCGCCGCAGCCGUAGCAGUGGGGCCUGCCGCUGUUACUGCUGCAGCUGGAGGAGGGGGAGAAUCGGACGGCAUUGCUGCGUUGCUGCAGCUCGAGCGGCAGCUGGCAGCUGAGCAGUACGAGCAGCAGUUGCAGCAGCAGCUUGAGCAACUGCAGCAAGUGCAACAAGAGAAAGAGCAGCAUUAUCGUGAAUUACAGCAGACCAAAGCUGAGCUGCAAGAAGCACGCCAGCAGAUACAAAUGUACCAGGAGCAACAGCGGCGGCACCAGCAACAAGAGGAUGAGCAGCAGCAGCAUCAGGCCGACCUAACGCAGCAGCUGGCGGAGCAACAGCAACAGCAACGGCAGCUGCUUGCGGAAAGGGACCGAUUUGUUGCUGCUAUUCGCCUACUGCAGCAGCGCUGCGAUGGGCAACAGCACCUACAGGAGGGUCAGCAACGAGAGGACCCCCAGCAGCAGCAACAGCAGCAUGAAGAGCAACAGCAACAGGUUGCAAACGUAGAGACACUGCAGCAGGAAGUGAGAUCCCUUGUAUCUGUCAACGCUCAGCUUUCUCAAUGGAUUCGCCGGCUCCUGCAGCUCGUGCUGCAGCGGCUGCAUCACGUUGGCAGCAGCGACGAGCGUAGCACCAGCAGCAUCAACAACUCUCUGCAGCAGUCCUCGGCAGCGGGAGACGCAGAGCUGCGCGAGAACCUUAACGAGCUAUUAUGCUCAUUGCAAGAGCAGCCACUCAACAAAGAGCUUACGUUGAGCUUGUCGUCCUAUAUGGACAAGCUGCAGCAACAGCGACAGCAGCAGUGGGUUCCAAGACGCCGGAGAGCGCGAUCCACUUCUCCCAACCGUGAAGAAAAGGCGAGGCUGCCGUUGCGCAGCAAGAGCAGCAACAGCAGCAGCAAUGACCGCAGCAGCAUUAGCAGCAACAGCCGCCGGAGCAGCAGCGGGCCUGAUCUCGAGGCGGUUGCUGACAGCGCUGAAGAGCAUCAGGCAGCGGCGCUGCUCCUUUGGCAGCAGCAGGUGCAGCGGAGAAAGCAGUUAUCAGAAGCACUUGAAGCUGUAGAUCUCGAGACGUUGAACGAGCCCGAAAAGCAGAAGCAGCAAGUUCCAGAGGUUGCUACAGUGGGCGUGCAGACGGAGGGCGAGCCAUCGCGAAGUGGAGGUCCUUCUGAAAGUCAAAGGCAGCACCAGGAACUUGAGCAACUUCAGGAGGAGCUUGGCCGGCUGCAGCUUCAGCUGCGGGAACAGAAACAGCUGCAACAGGAGUGGCAGCAAAAGGAGCAGGAGUGGCAGACAGAGCACCAAGAGCUCAGAAAGGCCAAGGUGUUGCACCGCUAUGCUGCUAUUGCUGCUGUUGCUGUCGCUGCUGCCUCUGUAGUUGUUGCUGUUGUUGCUUUUGCUGCUACUGACAUUUUCGUACAUGAUUCGUCUGGAGCGUGUGAUCUGCUGCUGCCGCUGCAGGAAGCAGAGAGCGAACGGGCAGAGACGGUGCAACGGGAGUUGAAAGUAGCACAAGUGCAGCUGCUGGAGUCCCGUGAGGCACAGCAGCAGCUGCAACAACAGAAGGAGACGGAACAACAGCAUUACGAGCAACAGCAGCAAGAGCUACAACAGCUGAAGUGCCAACUUGAAACAGCGGAAUCAGCGCUGCAGCAGCAAAGGGAACACUAUGAGGCGGUCCUUGAGUUGAGCAAAAACCGUGCAAUUGCAGCACAGACGCAGCAGACGGCUAAGCUGGAGAUGACCUCUGUUGCAGUGCAGACAACGGAACAGCAGCAACAGCCGCUACUGCAGCAGCAGGCAACCCAAACCGAAUUGCCGCACCUCAUGGCAGACGUCUCCACUUCGGAGUCUCAGACAGAGUUGUCGCUUCUGGAACCAUUGCUGCAGCAGCAGCAGGCAAGUUCUGCUGCAACAGUAGGAGCAGGAGGGGGAUCGACAAAGGUGAGAACCUGUGAGGCCGAGACCCAAACGCCUUUGCAGCAGCACCGCAGCGUGAAGAUACAGUGCAACAGGAGCAAGCCAGUGGGAGGUGGGUCAGAUACAUCAGCAGCAGCAGCAUUAGCAGCAGCUGUUGCUGGUUCCCCUGUUGACACACUUGAUGCACAGACCCAGGUAAACCCGGCAGACUUGUUGCAGGAGGAGCAGCUAGAGAAGCAGCAACAGGAGCAGGAUGCAGAGCAGGGCUCCUUAGGUGCACCAGCUGUAGAGAACAAAAGUGAAGGGUUAGGCGCGCCCUCUGUUUGUUGUCACCGAGCUAAUGACGGCAGCAGUAGCGGCAAUCGCAGCAGCAGCAGCAGCAGCAUAAGUAGCAGCACGGCGCGGCUGAGAGGUCGUCGAAGCAUUUCUUGGGUGCAGCCAAAAAUGAUGCCUACCCGAAGAAGGCGUUCCUUAUCAUCAUCAGCAGCUGCAGCUGCAGCAAGCGCUGCUGAUGGAGACCGAUGCUCGUGCCGCUGCUGUAGGAGGCGCCAAAGGCUGCAUCGUUCUCUGCUCCAUGCUGCCGGCGAUUGUGCCGAUGCAGGCACGCUUCAAAGGGGGCGAUCUCGCACACCAACGCAGCAACAAAGCCAUCAGAGCAGCACCCGGAGCAGCAGCAGCAGCAGCACUGGAGGCGACGGGCUUCAGCUAAGAGGGAACUUCACAUAUCGUGCAAGGCGCCGACCCAAAGGAGCAUUGCAGCAGAAGCAGCAGCACCAAUUACAGGACAGCGAGUCUUCGUUGGCAAUGAGCUCACCUACAAGCCGCUACAUGCGCAGGCUGCUGAAGCAGCAGAAUCAGAAGCAGUGGCAACAUCAGCAGCACAAGCAUGCGGUUUCCGUACAUCCAGUAGAAGAAUUUGUCGAUCUGCUGAAGGAGGUCGACGGCAUCGCAGAUCCUGCGGCACCUCCUCCGCGCUUCCACCGCCAGCAACAUAUGCAACAGCAGCAGCACGACGCAGCAUCUUCUGCACCGUUUGCAACAACUGCACAGCGCGCUACCAGUCAGCAGCAUCUGCAGCAGGGAAGAAGGGGCCGAGCAGCAAAGCGCAGCCCAAAUGCUGCGGCGUCACCGGGCGACGAGGACAUCGAAACCACGAAGCAGGGGCAGGUGCAAAAGCAGGAACACCUUCUGGAUCUGCAAAAGGAAGCUGCACUGGCUUUUGUUGCAGUGCUGGCAGCAACUGCUGCAGGAGGUGGCUGCCGGCUGGUUUGCUGUGCAUGCGGCGGCUUCUUUGCCUGUAUGCAUGCUGCGCAAGCUGCACUAACAGAGACAGUUGCGAUGAAGGGCGCGGCAGUGAACACUACAUCUGCUGCUGCCGUUGCUGCUGAGAAGCUUGGCGGCUCCUUAGCUGCUGGGGACCAGUGCAGGGGCCUGAUGUGGGAUACGUCCCUCCUUAAGAAGGAGCAGCGGCUGCUGCUGCCUCGCUGGCUGCAGCCUUGCUCCUGCCCUUUGCAUGCGCACGGAACCUACGUCCGCGUGCCUGCGAUGGGAGACGGAGGUGCAGGGGCAGCAGCCACGGCGGCAUUUAGUGCUGCUGCUGCACCAACUGUUCCGCAUACACAGCUGCUGAGCAGUGCAGAAGUGCAGCGGGUCUUGCAGCAUGAUCUGCUGCUGCAACAGGAGCUUGUGCUAGCCCAGAAGCAACGGCAGGAGACAGAACAGCAGCUUCAUAGACAGCAAAAGAAACUCACCGACACUGAGCAGCAGCUGCAGCAACUGCAGCAACUGCAGCAGCAUGCGGUGGCAGCAGCAAAAUCCGCUAAGGCAGAGGCAUAUUCGGCAGCCCGCAGAGGCCUUGCUGCUGUAGCUGCAUGUAGAGAAAUGUUGCAGCAGCUGCGGUCUCUGUUCAACGACCUUUUGAAGGGUCUGUCUCCCAACGACCAGCAGCAUCAUCUGCAGCAACUGCUGCAGUUGUUGCAGCAAAGCGGCAGCAAGCUACCUGAUGUUCCUCUCGUCCCCUCGUUGUUGCUUCCAGAUCGCCGUCUUAUUUCUUGGCUGCUGCAGCAGUGUCUCUAUCUCUUCGUUGUUGGCCAGAAGCAGGUUUCGCGUCUGCAGGUGCAGGAUCAGAAACAGUUACUGCAGACGCAACAGCAGAGACAGCUACAGGAGCAGCAGCAGCUUUGGCAGGCGCAGCAACAGCAGGUGAUGCAGCAGCAGCUGCAGCAGCAACUGAAACGAGUGCAGCAGGAAAACCAGCAGCACUCCAAGACACGCUACAUCGACACGGCUCUGCUCCUGCUGCAAGCUGACAAGCAGCAACUGCAGCAGCGGGAGCAAUGGAUGCAGCAGCAACAGAGGACUCUACAGCAGCAGCUCCAAGAGCGCGAGUUGCAGGUGCGCAAUCAAGAAGAGGAGCUGCAGCAUUUGCGUUUGCAACAACAAAAGCACGAGCAGCAGCAGCAACGGCUGCACUCAGAACUACAAGAGCACCAGAGAGACGCAGAAGAGACUAUCUCCCGGCUGUCAACUCGUUUGAGGGAGCUUCUAGCUGAACAAGACUCCGCUAAAGAGGAGCAGCAGCAACAACAACAACGAUUCCGUAGGGCAGAGCAGCAGCUGCGGCAAGAGCAGCGAAUUCUGCAUGACGAGCAGCAGCGCCUGCUGCAGCAGCAGCAGAAACAGCAGUCGUUGCUGCAACGGGAAUAUAGACAACUUGAUGAGGACAGGCUCCACCUGCAGCAACAGCAGCGCGAGUUCGACGCACUAAGCGAGAAGCUACAGCAGGAGCAGCAGGAUGUGCAGCAACAGCAGCAACAACUGCACCUGCAGCAGCAGGAAGUGCAACGCCAGCAGCUAGAGCUGCAAGAGCAGCGGCACUCGGUGAACAGGCGAGAAUCCGAAAUGCAGAAACAGCAACUGCUGUUGUUGCAGGAGCAACACGCGCUGGAAGAACGAAGACGGUGCUUGAACCAGAGCGAAAAAGACCUGGAGAAGGUGAAGGAAGGCCUGCGACGGCAGCAAGAGGACCUCCAGCAGCAGCAGCGCGCAGCCAGCGAAGUGCGCCAGCAAGCAGAAAUUCAACAGCGUCGUAUUGCUGCUCAGGCGCAGCAGCAGAACCGGGAAGCGGAACGCCUUGGCCGUGAGCGAGAGGUUCAACAGCAGCAGCUGAGGUUGCAGGAGCAGCUUUUGAAGCAGCGGCAAAGUGAUAUCGACCAGCAGCAACAGCGACUGGUGGAUUGUGAGAAAGAGCUCGCCGAAAAACAGCUGCAGCAGCAACAGGCCUUGCAGCAGCAGCAGCAGCUACUGCAGCAGCAGCUGGAGGAGCUAGAGAUGCAACGGAAGCAGCUGGCUGUUCGCGAGGAAGGGAUUGUACAUCUCCGCCGGGAGCUGGAGCAGGAGCAGUGCAGCAGGAGGCAGCAGCAGCAGCAGCAGAAACAGCACGAGCAGGGGACUUCAGCAGGCGGCACGCCGCCAGCAAAGCAGGAGCUGCAGCAGGAGCAAUACAGAGAGAUAAUAAAGCUGCAGCAGGCUAACGUGGAGCUGCAGGAGAAGCUGCUGGAUGCUCAGCAGCAGCAGGAAAAAGCCAGGAGCAGCUACGUGCAACAGCAAGAGCAACUGCAGGCUCUGCAGCAGCAACUGGAUCAGCAGCAGCAGCAGGCAGCACGGGAGAUAGCACAAGCGCAGCGCGACUGCAAGGAGCUACAACAACAGCAGCAGCGACAGCAGCAGCAGUACACUGUUGAGCUACAACAUCUGCGACAGCAGUGCCGGAACCUCCAACAGAAAGAGAAGCAGCACAGGUGUGAACGAGACGCCGUGAGCUCGCAGCUGCAGCACCAGCUGCUGCGGCAGCAGCAGCAGGAGGAACAGAUGGUGCAGCAGCGGCAGAAGCUGGAAGCAGAGCUGCAGAAGCAGGUGUCCACGGCAAUGCAGCUGCAGCUACAGCUUGCCGAAUCGAAGCAGCGACUACAGGCGCUGGAGGAGCGAGGCGAGAAGCAGACGCAGCAGCAAGUUAUGCAGCCGAACAAGGAUACUGCCGAACAACAGCAGCUGCUGCAGCAACACAUGAGUGAUGCGUUUAUGCAUGCAGAACGAACCCUCAGUUGCUGCGCGCUGCUAGAUACUCAGCUGAAGCAAAUCCAAACGGAACAGAGUGCGGAAAAGGAGCAGCACCCAGAUGACCGCUCCAGCCCAACUUCCCCUGUUGUUUUCCAGACAUUAGAGCAACUCUACCAGCUGCAGCAGCAGCUGCUGCUGUUGCAGCGUUUUAUUACCGACACAAGGGAGGAGGAGGUGACGACUGCAGCAGGCAGCAGUAACAGCAGCAGCGACAGCACUCGCCUUGGCUCAUUCAUCGCACCGCAACAAGCACUUGCUGACCCCGAUCUAAUCAACUGUUCUCCUCCUGUCACGGAAGGUCUCUUCGUGCAGCAACAGCACCAACGAACAGAUCAGGGACAAGAGCAGCUGCUCCGGCGCGAGCUUGCGAGUCUUCGUGAUGAGUUGCAUACGAAAACUCGUCAGCUGCUGCAGAAGACAGAUGAGCUUUCUUCAGCCCGCCUGAAACUGCAACAGCUGCAGCAGGAACAGCAAUUGCACCAGGAGCAGGAGCAACAUCAGACAGAUGACGUGGAAUCCAAGCAGACGCUUGGAGACGAGGUAGCGACGUUGAAAAGCAUGCAGCAAUUGCUGCAGCAAUCCAUAAAACAGCAAGCAGCAGAGCUGCAGCGGCGAGAGAAGAAGCUGCGGAUCGAGCGGCAGCAGCUCGAGGCGGCGCAGGCUGAGCUGAAGCUGCAGCAGGGGACACUGCACGAUAAGCAGCAACAGCUGCUGCUGCAGCAAGCCGCCCAGGAGCGAACGGCACGUGAGCAGGAGGAGCUGCAGCGGCGCCUAGAGAAGCACACUUUUCUCCUGAGGCAGCAGGCGCCGAAGGCGCAACAUCGGCAUGGGCAGGUGUCACAAAUUCCUCCUGAGGAGGCAGCAUGGACUGAGCACCAGCACAAAGAAGGCGUUACUGGUGGUGAAGUGGAACCUGAGAAGCAGCAGGAGGAACUGCUGCUGCAGCAGCUGGAAGAGCAUCAUGGGCCACCUGCUGACAAGGUUCUGCAGCAUCAUGGUGAUCAGCAUGCACUGCUUCGGCAAAGUCUUGCAAUGGAACGAGGCCUUCUGCAAACCGUUUACGCACAUAUUCAAGAGGAGCAGCGCAUGCUGCAGCAGCAACAGCAACAACACCAAGAAUCAGACAGUCGCGUGGCGCAGCUUAGCGAGUUUGUCUUGAUGACUGUCAGAGGAUAUGCGCGCUUCUUUAGUUUCCACUGCAGCGGAGACCUUAGCAGCAGCAGCAACAGCAGCAACAGCAGCAGCAGCGGUAGCUACGAGGGGAGCAGCCGCACAGGCGAUUUGCUUAGCAGCAAAGCCCUCUCCAACUCUUCACUUUCCCACAUGCAGACCUCCGAUCAAGAAGCAGAAGAAGACUCAGGUGCUGCAAUUUGCCCCACGGCGCCGACGGUGCAGCAGCUGAUGGAUGCUUUGGCCCUGCGAGAUCAUUCGAGUGCACACGUUCCCCAGCAGCAGGAGCAACAACAACAGCAGGACUGCGCGACAAGCCCCAUGUACCUGUCCGUCAGCGGCGUGUCUCUAAGCGCAUUGCAGCAAGAGGACAUCGCUUUCCUAGAAGCAUUUGUUGCUGGCCUCCACCGGCUUGUGCUGCGCUGCGCCGCUGCUGCUCGGCGCUCACAGAAAAAGACGCCGCCUUUGACGGGCGCAGAAGCUGCAAAUACAGGCGCGGACACGGCAGUUGAACCAAGAGAGGGUGCAGAGGUGGCAGCGGCAUCUGCAGCAGAUCGUAAGCUGCAACAGCUGGUCCUGCGGAAGGAAAUUUCCCUUUCGCGUAUAAGCGAACCGAAUAACAAUGCUGCUGCAACCCGAGUAGCAGGAGAAGCAGUAUCAGGUGAUACCGACUAUGCUGCAGUGGAUCUCCUGCAGCGUCAGAAGGAACGGAAGAGUGGCAACGACCCAGGGCUGCAUUCGCCAAAAUAUGUUGCUGCACUCCAUGAGCAAGAGGAUGGCGGCUUUUCGCUACCCACAGAUAGUCCUUUUGCUCAUAAUAGCAACAGCAGCGGCAGCAAUGGCAGUAGUAGAAGUGGCGGCAAGAACCCACAGAGGCGUUGCAGAAACAGCUGCAAUAGAGGCAGCAGCAAUCCAGACGGACGCGCUUGCGGCAUGCUGCAGCAGGUUCCCUUGUUGAGUAGCGCUUCUCCUCGGAUAGCUGUGCAGCAAAGUCUAGUGCCGCAGGGUUGCCACGCACGUAGUGCAGCGGCGAGCGGAAGGGCAUCGGAAACAGCAGCAGAAGCAGAAACAGCAGAAAUAUCUGAAGAUGAAGCUUCUGCGCCAACUUCCCAGAUGCGGGUUAGCUCAAGACACGGGAAGCAGCAGCAGCAGCAGCAGCAGCAGCAGCAGCAGCAGCAGAAAUCCCAGCAGCACAGUGCACAGGAGUUGCUGUCGCGGCAACCCUGGACAGGUGUGGUUACAGCAGCACCUGCUGCGGCUGCGUGCUCGCCAAAGCGGGAGACGCCGUCAUUUCCUCCAGUGCCUGACAAAAGGGGCACUCACCGCAGCAGCAGUGCCAGCAGCAGAGGGAGCAGUAGAGGUACAUCAACCGGGGAACUGGAGCGGCUACCGGAGAGAAGGCGCUCAGCUGCAGAGGCAGUGGCAACAGCGGUACCAGCAGCAGCAGAAGGGGAGGUGUCAUCCCUGACAUAUGUAAGAAUUUCAACCGGCAGCGGUGACCAAGUGUUCCUUGCCGAAAGAAGGCCUUCAAGUUCCCCUGCAUCAGAGGCCACAGAAGAUGGCUCGGACUUCACGCUGUCUGGGCUCUCCAGUGUCUCUGUCUCAGGCUGCUCUUCAGAAGACGGCCAGCUUCGACAAGAGAGAAGGGUGAUACAGAAGUGA